Molecule: messenger RNA, 417 nt
Organism: Aureobasidium namibiae CBS 147.97
Lineage: Eukaryota; Fungi; Ascomycota; Dothideomycetes; Dothideales; Saccotheciaceae
Exons: 3
Coding region: 1-417 (138 amino acids)
Source: RefSeq, a predicted model, not a curated record
AUGUCUAGUAUGCAGAUACCUGCAAACAGCGUCUGGAGUUCGAUGAACUACACACCUCCACGCGGAUCAUGUAACCACAAGAACGGCAUGAUUUCCAACAAAUGUCCUUGCCUUCGAUUCAUGCUGCAUCCAGUCAAGGCCGCUACCUCAUUCGAGUGCGACGGCUGCGGCCACCAUGCUUCCUACCACAACCUGGACAAUCCUUCUGAAGACGCCAUCCUAGCGAAAUGGUCUGCACAGGAGAGAACAGCAUCAAAUCAGCAGCCACCAACCACCUCAUCACGGAACAAACGCAAGCGCAUCACGUCUCAGGCUCACGAUGAUGCUCAGUCCACAAUAACCAUCGCGGAUGAAGCCCCGGAAGUCACUGCAGCCUUUUCAUCUCUCUUCAACACCAGAAACGCCAACCAAAGAUGA